This is a messenger RNA of Rubroshorea leprosula, 1271 nucleotides long. The record is from the annotation of a GenBank genome assembly. Lineage: Eukaryota; Viridiplantae; Streptophyta; Magnoliopsida; Malvales; Dipterocarpaceae.
AACUAGGACAUCCAUUUGAAUCAUUGAUUUAUGGUUACCAGGAGACUUUGACUCUUCUAUAGCAGAGAGAAAAACAAAAAUCAGGGUAGGCGAAAGCGAGAGACAUAGUCUCAUUCCUUGUGAGAAUGGGUAGGAGCCCUUGUUGUUUUAAAGAAGAAAUGAAGAGAGGAGCCUGGACUGCAACUGAAGAUCAAAUCCUCAUUGAUUACAUCAAAGCCCAUGGUGAAGGAAAAUGGAGAAAAAUCCCCAAAGAAGCAGGGCUUAAGAGAUGUGGAAAGAGCUGCAGGCUUCGGUGGUUGAACUACCUGAGACCUGAUAUCAAGAGAGGCAACAUUACUCAUGACGAAGAAGAUCUCAUCAUCAGACUCCAUAAGCUCUUAGGAAACAGAUGGUCUAUGAUAGCAGGGAGACUUCCAGGGCGAACAGACAACGAGAUCAAGAACUAUUGGAACAGCUAUUUGUCCAAGAAAGUAGAAGGGAACCAAUCAAACUCUUCUAAACUCCAAACGAAUCCAAUUCCAACCGGAAAACCAGAUUAUUGCACGGACAAAGCCAUUGCUAUCACUCCUCAGCAACCAUCAAUUGGUAGCAAAAUUGAAUGCAGUGACGGGUCCCCGCUAUUAGAUUGGUCCAAGGAUGAUAAUUUCUCCGAGUUUAUAACCGGAUUCAAUUCCGGUGAAAUGGGAUUCUCGGAAUUCCUUGCUUCUGAUUUUUUAAAUUUUAUUGAUGAUUUUGGGAUGUGUGAUGUGAAUAUUGUGAUGCAAGCAGGGCAGCCACAUGUCGCCGGGGAAGCAUCUGUGUCUGCAGGGCAGGAAGUAAAGGAGAAGAGUGUUGAGAGGAGUAUGAAUUCGGAUUUGUUUGGAUCACCGGCUGCUUUUCUUGGUUCUGGUGAAGAUUGGAUGAUUUGAUAAUUGUCUGUUGAUUUAAAUGGAUGCAUCGGCAUUGGGUUACCAUGUCGGCCGGGAAUUGAUUGACUACUGUUGGUCAUUCCUCGCCUGAUUCAGUGAUUCUGCAUCAAAAAAUAAAGUCAUUGAAUAAUUCUGCAAAAUUAGAAGGAAAAAUAAAUGUAGCAGCACUGGCACUUCGAGUUAAUUGAGCUACAAAGACAGUUGUAUUAUAUGUUUGAGCUGGUAUAACAAAUCAACGUAGUAUAAUGCAUGAUAUAUAAAGAGAAUGAUGUAGUACAAUUUUUGCUGCGCAAUUUGUAUUAUCUUUGACUAUUAAUGGAUGAAUAGCCCUCCCAAUAUUAGCCUGCGCUUUCUAUUAAUAGU